This is a messenger RNA of Perkinsus marinus ATCC 50983, 1323 nucleotides long. Its product is annotated as calcium-dependent protein kinase, putative. Lineage: Eukaryota; Perkinsozoa; Perkinsida; Perkinsidae. Gene Ontology annotation, molecular function: calcium-dependent protein serine/threonine kinase activity; calmodulin binding; ATP binding. The record is from RefSeq and is a predicted model, not a curated record. The coding region runs from base 1 to 1323 and encodes 440 amino acids. The transcript has 12 exons. Gene Ontology annotation, biological process: intracellular signal transduction; protein autophosphorylation; peptidyl-serine phosphorylation. Gene Ontology annotation, cellular component: cytoplasm; nucleus.
AUGGCCAAGAUUGUCACCUCUGUGAAGAUAUCUGACGUAUAUGACUUUGACGGACGAAUACUGGGGACAGGAGUGUCGGGCUCAGUACGUAGCAUUACUAAUAGGAGGACGGGUCAGCAGUCUGCCUUGAAGAAGCUCCCGACUUGGAACCUCAGCAAGAAGAAAUACGAUCAACUGUAUAAUGAAGUUGCAAUUUUCCUCCGACUUGACCACCCAAACAUCGUCCGUCUUCGCGAGGUUUACGUGGAUCGGGAAUCAGCGUCCCGAUGGUCGAGAACGUUUUUGUACAUGGUGAUGGAGAAAUGCUCAGGUGGGGAGCUUUUCGACCGAUUAAAAGACGUCCAAAGGUUCAGCGAGGCUGACGCUGCCGGGCUAGUGAAGCAAAUGUUCAGCGCUGUGAACUACUGUCAUGAGCAUAAUAUCUGUCAUCGCGAUCUCAAGCUCGAGAAUUGGAUGUUCCUGGACAAGUCUCCCAACUCACCAUUGAAGCUGAUUGACUUUGGUUUCUCACAGAGGUUCACUUCGGGUGUACCUCUCACCAGAGUGUGUGGUACCUGUUUCUACGUUGCACCGGAGGUGUUGAAAGGCACUCAUGAUCAGAAGUGUGACAUAUGGAGUCUAGGAGUGAUCACCUAUAUGCUCCUUAGUGGCAUGCCACCCUUCACGGGAAGGGAUGAGCAAGCUAUCUUACGCAGUGUUCGUGCGGCGAAGUACAGCUUUUCCGCGUCAGUGUGGGACGAUGUGAGUCAGGAAGCUAAAGAGUUCAUCAUGAGGCUCCUUACUAAGGACCCUGCGAGGAGGCCAUCAUGCAAGGAGGCCCUCCAGGACCCAUGGCUGCGGAAAACCUGGAGAGGAGAUCAGGAACCUUCCCUUGAUACAUCUGUGCUGACCAACCUGUAUCAUUUUGCCGCUGCUGAGUUUCUCGCGGCUUCUCUCGAACUGCACAUAGCUGACAACGAGUCCCUUAUCCUUGACGCUUUCAGGAAGAUGGAUAGAGACGGCUCUGGGUCGAUAUCGCUGGAGAAUCUCCGGACAAUUCUCGGGGAAGACUAUAUGGGUACUCGAAUAGAAGAGAUUAUCAAGGAGUGCGACAUCAACGGCGAUGGACAGAUACAGUACGAGGAGUUCGUGGCACUCGUCACUGACGGUCGAGGAUUUGACUCUGCGUCAGGUGAGGCGAAAUUCGGUAUUUUCCGAGAGUCGUCCAGUCCUCGACAAAGGGGACAUUCACUAGAGAAGGAGAUGAAGACUUUGGAGCGUCUUGGCACGAUCGUGGACUCCGAGACGGAUGGGGAGGGUCCGUUGCAGUUGGAAAAGGACUAA